This is a messenger RNA of Serinus canaria (Common canary), 2144 nucleotides long. RefSeq names its product receptor-type tyrosine-protein phosphatase U-like. The record is from RefSeq and is a predicted model, not a curated record. NCBI's taxonomy places the organism in Eukaryota, Metazoa, Chordata, Aves, Passeriformes, Fringillidae. Gene Ontology annotation, molecular function: protein tyrosine phosphatase activity. Bases 753 to 2129 code for a protein of 458 amino acids. Gene Ontology annotation, biological process: protein dephosphorylation. The transcript has 9 exons.
GAAUGGAAUGGAAUGGAAUGGAAUGGAAUGGAAUGGAAUGGAAUGGAAUGGAAUGGAAUGGAAUGGAAUGGAAUGGAAUGGAAUGGAAUGGAAUGGAAUGGAAUCUCUGCACAUCCAGGAUGAUGGGACAGGUGCCUGCCUGUCACAUGAAUCAAUCUGCAGAAGGUCCACAUUGAAGCUUCUUGGUCUUUAGGAUCCUUACAGCCCUAAACUUGGGCCUGUAGUUUAUGGUUCAUGAUAACCUACAUAAGGUCAUUUCCCAAGAUGUGCUCUCCUGCUGAAGCUACACCUCAGAUAAAGGGCAGAAGUUGAAAGAGUUGCAAAGAGGGAAAAUAGGUAUAAUAUGAAGAAAUUGCAGUUAUGCAUAUUCCUGUCCUUCCUUGUCUUGCCCAAAGCAAUAUGCAGCCUAAACGUAAAGCUCCAAGAGCACCUGAUGGUAAGAUGUAGCAUUAGUUCAUGCCAAGUGAAUGUGAUGUUUAGAGAAAAUCACAAAGGGCUGGUAACAAGUGACUACAUUCACAUCAGUGUAGUAAGAGCCUUAGGGUAUAUCUUUUCUGGGCAAGGCAGGGCUUUUUGAUGACUGUGGAAAUACCCUAAGCUGUGAUUUGUAUCAUUUCCCUCUGGGGCACAUGCUGCUUUUCCUGCUUUGUGUUCACUGCUCAUGGUGAAGCAGAGGACAAAAUGAAUUGUGUGGCUGUGUGAUGGGUGAAUGUGCCCUUUAGUGUCUGAGGAGCUGCAGUGGAGCAGUCCUUAUGAUGCAGUGGUGCUGGAGGGAGCACUCUGUGCUGGUGCCCCUCUCAAGUGGUUUUCUCCAGUGCCGCCUCCUCGGUGGCAGGCAGUCACUUGACACAAGUUUCCUGGUGGCUUCCAGCUCGCUGUUGCCAGCCAUGUCUCCCUUUCUGCAGGCAGGCUGUGCUCUGCCAAGAGCAGUGGAGCAGUUUCACUACCUGCUGUGGCCGGACCACGGGGUGCCCAGAAACCCGUCACAGCUGCUGGGCUUGGUGGAGGUGGUGAACAAGAGGGUGCUGGAGGCACCUGCAGGACCCGUGCUGGUGCACUGCAGUGCAGGCAUCGGGCGCACAGGUACCUUCAUCGCCCUGGACUUCCUCCUGAAGAUGGGCAAGGCUGAGGGGAAGGUGGAUGUGUUUCACUGUGUGCAGCAGCUGCGGGAACAGCGGGUCAGCAUGGUGCAGACCAAGGAGCAGUACAGCUUCCUGUACGAGGCGCUUCUGGAAGGUUUGCUCUGUGGCAGCACCGGGGUGCCCGUGGAGAGCAUCGCCAGUCUCGUGCGCUCCCUUCGAGACGAGGAGACCUCAGGCUGCAACAGCAUCCUAGAGAAGGAGUUCAAGGCCCUGCAGAGAUUUUCUGAGUUGUUCCAGCUCCUGCCAUGCAGAGAAGCGGAGAAACCCAGAAACCAACCCAAGAACCGCAAGCCAGGGAUCCUGCCAGCGGACUCCUGCCGGCCCAUCCUGAUGUCCUCGGUGAACGCAGACGGUUCGCCAGCUUACAUCAACGCCGUGUUUGCCAGUACGUACACCGAGGAGGAGAGAGUCAUCAUCACGCAGCUGCCUUUCCCCACCACACUGGUGGAUUUCUGGGCUCUGGUCUGGGAUUACACUUGCACAUCGGUAGUUGUGCUGAAUCAACUCCGGGAGCUGGACAAGACAUACGUGCAGUUCUGGCCCAGCCAGGGCGAAGAUGACUACGGCCGCUUCCAUGUCCAGCUGAUCUCAGAGGAGCCCGGGGCUGGCUUCACAACCUGGACACUUGUCCUCAGCAACAGGCAGCAGCCCAAAAAAUCUGCAGUGGAAAUCCGGUUACAUCAACUGACAGACUGGCCCAUGCAGCAGCCCCUUCCCCCACACCCUGACACCAUCAUCAGCCUGCUAGGGAAGGUGGAGACACACCAUCGGCAGAGCCAGGAUGGACACAUCCUUGUCACCUGCUGGGAUGGAGCCAGCCGGAGCGGGAUCUUCUGUGCUGCUGGUUUCCUGUGUGAGCAGAUCCAAAGCGAGGGCAUGGUGGAUGUAUCCCAGGCUGUGAGGAUGCUGAAGAGGAGGCGGAGACAGUUCAUUAAAAAUGUGGUAGGUGCUGACUUCAAACCCAGCUGGAUGGCAGCACCAAAAUGAGCAUGAUCUUACAUU